Anopheles moucheti is the source of this 5353-nucleotide messenger RNA. Its product is annotated as opsin, ultraviolet-sensitive-like. Gene Ontology annotation, molecular function: zinc ion binding; G protein-coupled receptor activity; nucleic acid binding. Gene Ontology annotation, cellular component: membrane. Gene Ontology annotation, biological process: visual perception; G protein-coupled receptor signaling pathway. Lineage: Eukaryota; Metazoa; Arthropoda; Insecta; Diptera; Culicidae. The coding region runs from base 124 to 5178 and encodes 1684 amino acids. The transcript has 5 exons. The record is from RefSeq and is a predicted model, not a curated record.
UGUAGAAAAACAUAAAAUGUGGUGAACACGUAAAAUUAUAAUUUAGGUUAUUAUUAGCUGUUAUUUCAAUCUUUUAUUGUAAAUUAUCCAUAGUCCGCAUUACGUUCGUUGUUGUGUUUCAUCAUGGAUUUAGAAGAUCGAGAACUGGCCGUGUUAGAGGAACGCUUAUACUCUUCUAUUCACCACUCUUAUGCCGAAGAUCCAAAGAUUCCAGAUCCAGCGCCAGUUCCUUCCCAGCCUUUGCGCAUUGUUUCACGCACUUCGGUUAUUAACAAUGCACAGGGGACGCUACCAGCUAACAUGAAUCGGUAUUGGGUCGGUUCUUCUAUUUCCAGCGCCGGCGAACGCGCAGCGUACCCUAAAAACAUACCAACCAUUGCUGAUCCGAAACAUGCCCCACCGGAGAGAAAUACUCUAGAAAGCAACAAAGAGGUUGCAAGCAAUGAGGCGAAAAGGAUGUUUUUGGCACCGUAUCAAUCGUUGCUUGCAAAUAUGGAUGAUAAAGUUAGCGAAAACCAACCAUCGGUGCCAGAGGUGAUAGCCGGCCAAAAGGGCACUGAUCCAGAGCGAACAGCGGUACCCAAAGCUGCACCGAAGGAUCCAAGAUUGCAGCUGAAGAAGAAGAAACAAACCAAACAGAAAGCGCAGUAUGUAGAGAAAAAACUGGAAAGCUUGUUGAAGCUCAUUAACAAGGAUAGAAAGCAAAAUGCGAUGCAAACGUUCGAGUCAAAGAAGGCGAAAGCGCACAAAGUACGGCAACACAAACGGGCACCAGUUGUUGUGGCUGAAAUAACGCUGAAUUCAUCCGACGAAGAUUCACAGUCAACGACAAAAAAUAAUAAAUCCACCAUGCUCUCAGUGUCGGAUGGUGAAGGCGAUGAGGUCAUUAUCAUACCAACGCCACCUCCGCCACAAAUUUGUAUCGAUUGCAGUGACGAAGAGGAAACACCAACGAUCCAGUUCGCAUUGCCGAAAUCGAAGAAAGGAGGCAAAACCAAGGGACACACCAUCGUCGCCAGCUCACCCCGUUGCGGCAGUCCAUCGAACAGUUCGAUUAUGUCGGAUGAUUUUAUCGGUCAGCAUGAUCGAUCUAGGUUGAAUGAUAGUUUUACCGGAAGCAUACCCAGUGAUGAUGAGCUGGAAUGUUCGAAGGAAGGAAAGUCCGGUAAAGCGAAAGAUGCAGCUGAAGUACGACCGGGUAGAAUUCCAUCCAUCUCAUCGGAGGAUACGGUGUGUACCAGUGGCGAUACCACCGAUCAUGAAAAGCAUCCACCAGAGACAGGCAAAGGAAUCACCAUGUCCAAAUCUCCAUCACAGGUGAAUAGUUCCGGUAAUACAACGAAUUCAAAAAGUAGAAAAGAAAAUGCUGCUACCUCUAAAAAGACUCCUUCGAAACAGAAGUCUUCAAAAAUGAGUACAUCCACUCCUACUACCGCGGCAGCAAUGUCUCCAAGCUCCGUUUCAAAGCGCAAUGCAAACAAUAAUGCUAAUUCCGGAGCCAUAGCGAACACUUCCAAAACACCGGGUAAAUCGAAGGCUAGAUCCAAAUCUCCUGUGACUCUAGCGAUCGAGAUGGUUCGCAAGAAGUUCGAAGCACAGCAGGCUCUUGAGGAUUCUGCUAAAAAAGCGAAAGCUAAAAAGGAUGCUCCAACGUUAAAAGUAACCCGAUCCAUUUCAAAAUCGAUCACGCAAGCCUCCUCUGGUACUACAGUGAAAAAGUCAACCAAACGUAACAAAAACGGCCUUGCUUCCAAGAACAGUGCAGGGACAAAAUCCAAAACAAAAAAGAUUCCCCCCAUCGAUGAGAAUGUGUCCUCGGAAAGCGAUAUCGAUAUUUGCUCUAAAAUCAACAGCAGCAAUACAUCACAGGGGAGACGAUCAGCGUCCUUCAUUGAACAGAUCGAUGACGUAUCGUCCGAAAGUGAUUACGAUGAUAGCUUUUUGCAAUCGAAGAAAAUGGAGGAAAACCAAACGGUUGAGAAGGAACCGAAGAAACGAAUCGGUCGCAAACGAAAGCAGUACAAUUCGGAAACUUACUCCGAUGAAGAUUUUGCCUGUGCGCUCACGGACAUUGUACGAGCUCUAUCAGAUACAGACGAUGAGGACGACGAUACUGAAGCUGUUGCUUUUACAAAUAAUGAAUCUAAUUCAAGAACAGCAGCAGAAAAUACGGUCGUAGUACAACCAAAAUCAUCUGCUAAGCAAGAUCAUAUUCCGAAGAAAAAAAGAAAAGUUAAGCAUGUAGCACCAGAACCUGAGAACAUAGUAGUGGUUGACCGCCCAAUGCGUCCGGUCAACAACAAAACAAACUUGCAGCAGCAAACGGAACAACCAGAAUUGGGGGCGAAGAAGAAGAAAAAAUCGAAAGAACCUAAAUCAAACGUGAACGCUACCGCGUCCAUUGAUAGCACCUCCUCAAACAUUCAGAUGCAUCUGUCCGAGAAAGUACACUGUCCUUCUAAUGCCAUGCAACAAACUCAGGCUAUGGAGAGAAAGGGAAGAUCAGCUGCUGUAGCCAACGUACAACCACCACAGUCUCUUCAGCAAAUCAUGUUUGAUUCUAACGCUGAAGACGUACAAAUGUAUGAAGACAUCCAGUGUCAUGUCGUUCCUGGCACAUCCGGUGAGAGCUCUAAGAAAAAUGUACCCAUUGGACCAGACUGUGCGUGGAACGAGGAAAUGAAACAAUUCUACAACACGUCGUGGACUGACGAAGACUUUAAUUUGGAUGUAGUUUUGAGCAGAAUGCCAUACGAUAGCAGACAUUGGUCGAUCCUACAUAAAGAUCGUUAUCCCGAUCCACCUAAGAGGGAUAUCAUUUGCAGCAGGUGUGGUGAUCGUGGCCAUAUGCAAUUCAAAUGCCGCAAUGCGCCGAAACAGCCGAGUUGCUUUAUGUGUGGUGAAACAGGACACAAGGAACCACGCUGUCCAAAAACGAUCUGCCUAAACUGUGGAGCCAAGACGCGUAGCUUUGUACGGGGAUGUAAUUCGUGUGCCCGCGAUGCUGGUAUGAUAUGUUUUUCCUGCGGGACACGUGGCCAUCAACAGCGUAGCUGUCCAGAUCUCUGGCGGCGAUAUCACAGUACGAUCGAAGAUAAUGUACCACUGCGGGAGGAUUAUCAGCAGAAUAACAACGCUCGGUGGUGCUCAAUCUGUGGCAAAGUUGGUCACCAGGCAAGCGUGUGCAAUGACGCCCGACGAAUCUUUAGCCAUGAGAUACCAAACAUGAAGGUCAGCUCGUACAUGCCGGCCUACCGGGGAGAAUAUAAUCGAGGCAAUAAGCAUCGUAAUGACGAGCAAGAGAGAAGGUUGGCAACGGAUCCGACUGCCCGGUACAAUCUGUUCAGCACCGACGCUAAUGGGUGUGAGUUCAAUUUGCCCGAGCUAGCACACAACGAGAAUGGGUUCUACUAUAGUUUUCUCAAAGCAACUGGACUGUUGGAAAAGUAUGAACGGGGGGCUAGAAACGAUUUCGAGGACACUGUAAUGCAACAACCUCAGGCGCUUUUACAACCGGCAGCAGAAGCACCAUCAUUGGAAUCUACUCGUUCAGAACCUCCUGUUUCGUACAUGGACGAAACCACCAUCCUGCCACCACCACCACAAACGGUUCAUGUCGCCGAACUGUACGAACAAGAACCCAUCAACAGCGCAACAAGCGAAGUUCCCGUGGCAGAGGAAAACUCGAACUAUAGUUUUUCAGAAUUUCAUACCGAUGAAAUUCAAAUGGAUGAUGUUCAGCAGAAUGUGAACGUAAAGCCUCCACCAUCGGACAACCCUGUCCCGAUGGACUGCAACAACAGGAAUCAACUGAUGCUCUCUGACUUUAUUCCUCUCACAAUUGAUCCGGGAGAAACGCUUCUACCAGUACCAUUGCCAGAGCCACAAACACAACCCGCACUACCAGCCCCUGCAGUAGCGGCUGCAGCAGUAGCACCACCGGCAGAAGCACUAGUAACAGGCCUCCCCGUAAGUAGUGUAACUGAUUCUAUAGUAAAGCCCCAGAAGGAAGAAAAGGUGGACGAAGAUGCGAAAGUGCUGCUCACACCGGAACGUGCUACGUUGCUGUUGUCUGCGCAAGGGAGCCAAUUUCUGAAGGAAAGCGGCAAGAAACAUAGCGUACAGCUUAGCAUUAUGUUCGAAACGGUCGGCAAUGUGCUGCACAUCACUGGCACGAUUGAAGCACAACAGAAAUUUCACGAGGAGUUGGUCAGCUACCUAACCCAAACGGAACACUUCCAUAGUAACCAGAAAUACUUCCAAGCGUUCUCACCGAAGCUCUCGAACAAAAUGACACGCUACAUUGCGCUGUUUCUUCGAGGGUUAGUACACGACCCAAAAAGUAUAAGCGAACUAUUGAAGAAGCUGCGCAAUGCACAGAGCGAUGAAAGUAAGGAAAAAAUCCGACGCCGGUUAAACGUACAACUCUUCGGUGUUUGGGGUUUGCGCGAAGGUCGAAAGCAUCUGAACAGAUUGCGCCACCAGCUGGCGUUGUGCAUGAAGGCGAACCCCUGGAAGAGUGAGCUUCCGCAGGAACGGCGCACCAUGGUGGAUGACUCCAUUCGCUACAUCUUUUCGGCAUACGAUCACAAAACCUAUGGUCAGUUUGUGAGAGAAUAUGAGGAACUGAAACAGGCAAACAAGCUGAAGAAAAUCACGUACAAUGAUUUGGGCAUUCCCCGGAUAAUAACGCGACCGAAAACGCAGCAGGAGGAGCAGAACAAGAAAAAGGUACAGGAAGAAAGAAAAAAAAGACAGGAAGAAAAGAAGAAAGAAAAAGCUAAAUUGUUGCAGCAAAAGGUAGCUGAACGAAUAGCGCGGGGACCAUCGCCUGUUGAUAAACAGUAUGCUCACUUCAUAAAAAAAGCCACCAGGCCGAUUGACCCGAAUCGGCUCAAUCAGCUCGACAACGCAACGCGAAACGUGCAAACUGCUCAGGGUAUAGAAAAUGUGGCACAAACACAACAGCAGCCGCGCAAUUCCCGACGUGCUAACAAUCGUGCUCGGCAGCGUGGGAAACCUUCACCAAGUACGAAUCACUGGUACGGUUGGCCGGAAACCGGAAACAACGGGCAAUCAAGCUACUCGGCCGAUUUAUCACAGCUGGCCGAAAGGGCUUUCACAUUGCGUGAGGAGGAGAUGAGUCUGCUGCAAACGCUACAGGAUUUGUUACGGUGAGAAGUGGUGUGUACAGCUUUCGUGGAUAUAGUACCGCGAAAGUGUUGUUCAUCCAUUUCGUGAGCUGUGUUGAAAAUACAACAACUCAUGGGAAUUACUACGAAUAACAAUAAGUACGAAAAAAAAACAGAGAAUGUGUAUGUUUGUACUCCUGAAUAAAGAUUGAUGACAAAUG